UAGUAGAAAGCUGGAGAAAGGCAGAGGCUGGCCAGCUGCAUGUGCCACACUCAUCACAGGACGUGGAGUUAAGAGGAGGACUCCUAACCGAUAAAAUGACAGAAGACAAGCACCCCUGCUCACCAUUGGCAUGGUGACUAGUUGGAUUGUUAAAAUAAGAAGAAAGGAACUAUAUGAUUGUCUGGUGGGGGCAGGAGGACAGAGCCAGCAGAGAGCAGAAGCCCAGGGAUGGAGUGGGAAGGGCAGUCACUAAGACACCAAGUGCUUGGACAUUCUGCUACAGGAAGAAAAGGAGAUGCAGGGAUGAAACUGGAUCACCGGGACCUUGGUUCUCACUGUCUUCACCGCUACACUCAGCUCCUUCCAGUUUGGAUAUGACAUUGGCGUGAUCAAUGCACCUCAAGAGAUAAUAAUAUCCCAUUAUGCAUACGUUUUGGGUAUUCCACUGGAUGACCGAAAAGCUAUCAACAACUAUACUAUCAACAGUACAAAGGAACUGCCCACAACCCCAUGCCUAAUGGAUUCAAUACCAACCCCUUUGGCAGAGGAAGAGACUACAGCAUCUUCGAACCUUGUCACCAUGCUCUGGUCCUUGUCUGUGUCUAGCUUUGCAAUUGGUGGAAUGAUUGCAUCAUUCUUCGGUGGAUGGCUAGGGGAUCGGAUUGGAAGAGUCAAAGCCAUGUUGGUAGCCAACAUUCUCUCAUUAGCUGGAGCUCUCCUGAUGGGGUUUUCAAAACUGGGACCAUCUCACAUUCUUAUAAUUUCAGGAAGAAGCUUAUCAGGACUCUACUGUGGACUAAUUUCAGGCUUGGUUCCAAUGUACAUUGGUGAAAUUGCUCCAACCACACUCAGAGGUGCUCUUGGUACCCUUCAUCAGCUGGCCAUUGUCACAGGCAUUCUUAUUAGUCAGAUUGUUGGCCUCAACUUUAUCCUGGGCAAUCAUGAGCGGUGGCAUAUCCUACUUGGUUUGUCUGGUGUGCCAGCCAUCAUCCAGUCUUUGCUGCUUCUUUUCUGUCCAGAAAGCCCCAGAUACCUUUACAUUAAGUUGGAUGAAGAAGUCAAAGCAAAGAAAAGCUUGAAAAGACUCAGAGGAGAUGCUGAUAUUACCAAAGACAUCACUGAGAUGAGAAAAGAAAAGGAAGAAGCAUCAAGUGAACAAGUAGUCUCCAUAAUUCAACUCUUCACCAAUUCCAGCUACAGACAGCCUAUUCUAGUGGCACUGAUGCUGCACUUGGCUCAGCAAUUUUCUGGAAUCAAUGGGAUCUUUUACUAUUCAACCAGCAUUUUCCAGACAGCUGGAAUCAGCCAACCUGUUUAUGCAACCAUUGGAGUUGGAACCAUCAACACGAUUUUCACUGCUGUGUCUGUAUUCCUUGUGGAGAAGGCAGGGCGACGCUCUCUGUUUCUCAUAGGAAUGAGUGGGAUGUUUGUGUGUGCCAUCUUCAUGUCCUUGGGACUUGUACUACUGAAUAAAUUGGCUUGGAUGAGUUAUGUGAGCAUGGUAGCCAUCUUCCUCUUUGUCAGUUUCUUUGAGAUCGGGCCUGGUCCCAUCCCCUGGUUCAUGGUGGCAGAGUUCUUCAGCCAAGGGCCACGGACUGCUGCUUUAGCAAUAGCUGCAUUCAGCAACUGGGCCUGCAAUUUCAUCAUCGCUCUGUGUUUCCAGUACGUUGCGAAGUUCUGUGGCCCUUAUGUGUUUUUCCUCUUUGCUGGAGUGAUCCUGGCCUUCACUUUGUUUACAUUUUUCAAAGUCCCAGAAACCAAAGGAAAAUCCUUUGAGGAAAUCGCAGCAGAGUUCCAAAAGAAGCGUGGCUUGGCCCAAAAGCCAAAAGCUACCGUGGAAAUGGAAUUCCUUGGAGCUACAGAGACUGUGUAAAGAUAACCUGUUUUGUUUUGUUUUGUUUUUUGACAAGAACAGAAACUGGAAGAAAGUUGUGUUUUUAAUGGACGAUUCUCUGAGAAUUUUAUAUCUACGUCUUGAAAGUAUUAUUCUUUAGAGAGCUUUUAUGGGCUCUUCUCAGAAAUGUCAUCAAAUAUUUCCAAAGAAAGUUGUUUUUGUUUUUUUUUUUUUUUAAGUUAGAGCAUCUAUUUUUGAUAGUAAGACUCUGUAAUUAAGUAAACUAAAAAGUUUCGCUCAUUUUACUACACCAAAGGGCAAGUACAUUGUAAUGUUCCUAGCUCUAUCCUUUAUAACAAGGUUCUCGUGAAGCGGAAGCAGUUUCAAUGUAUCAUGUUAUUGCUCCAUUAAGCAUGUGAUUGGAAACCUGAAGCUGCAACUCAUUUACAUUUGAACUCAUUACAUUUGAAUAUGAUUAUGUUGGCAUUUUCGUACCCACAGACCUCAUAUUAAAGAUUUGGCUAGUGGCAAUAAGGCUUAUGUUAAAAUUGGUAACUUUUCUAUUUCUCCCACUCACCAUUUUUCUUCUGUAUUAGAAUUUGUAUUUUGUUUAAAAUUUUAUUUUUCUGUAUUUUCAUGUGGAAUAGUUUAUUGAGUGUAUUAAGAUAUGUUCAUAAAGAAAAACUUUUUUUGGUAUGUUUACCAAAUAUUUUGGUACUUGGAAAAAAAAACCAAUUAAUUCCUUUGUUUGAUGACCAAAUGAUUUUUAUAAGAUUAAAGACUGAAAAGAUUUUACCAGUCA
Nyctereutes procyonoides (raccoon dog) is the source of this 2636-nucleotide messenger RNA. It is a transcript of the gene SLC2A2, whose product is annotated as solute carrier family 2 member 2. Gene Ontology annotation, cellular component: brush border; membrane. NCBI's taxonomy places the organism in Eukaryota, Metazoa, Chordata, Mammalia, Carnivora, Canidae. The record is from RefSeq and is a predicted model, not a curated record. The transcript is spliced from 12 exons. Bases 518 to 1873 code for a protein of 451 amino acids. Gene Ontology annotation, biological process: D-glucose transmembrane transport.